This is a messenger RNA of Ambispora gerdemannii, 569 nucleotides long. Lineage: Eukaryota; Fungi; Glomeromycota; Glomeromycetes; Archaeosporales; Ambisporaceae. The record is from the annotation of a GenBank genome assembly.
ACCAAUUUCCAUCACUUGCUGUUUCAGGAAUCGCUCCGUUUUUGGACUUCGCCGGACUAAUGGUGUUCAUUGAGAAAAUCUCCAUCUACUUGCUUAUCGGUGCCACGUUUUAUUUUUCACGUACCGCUAAGGAAGAUAUCGACGCCAAGCGUAAUUCCGAACCUAACACCCGUGAUACCAUCAGAGCUCCAAAGAAUCUUACUACUUCUACUGCAAGACUUGAUGAGAUCGAACAAGUUCUUCAACAAUUUUUGGUAGAGUCGCAACCGAAUCCGAAUCAAUGUUUCUAUCGUAACUCUCCAAACUUCGAAUCAUUCCCUGCGGGACAAUUAACGUUCACGGGUAUCAGCUUAACCGUCUGGAGUCGAUUUAAGCAGUCUUUUGAUCAGAUCAAGAUCGAAAAUAAUUAUACUUUAGAGAUGUGUCUUUCUGUAGUUAUGGGCAUUCGAUUAUUGGGGGAGAAUAUUAAGACGACAGUACAAGGAUCAAAUUGGUUUAUGGAUCGACAGUUACACGUAAUAGUGAGUAGCGGGAAAGGAACUGCCAUUCUCGCUUUGCGAGGGGUCUAG